CUACUCGUCAGCGCGCUGCCCUGCUUGUCCACCUCCCCUUCUCUUCAUCCGCACCCGCAUCCCAGUCUUCCAAGAGUAGGUUUCGACUCGAGACUCGAGGCAGUGCCGCUAAGGAGCAUCUUGCCCAGACCAUCGUCCAGAAAUCAGCACCGCGCUGCCCGAGUUCGCCUGUCACCUCUCCUGCGUGCACGCAUGGCGACGAUGCGACUCGCGCUGGGCCUUCUCGCCGCGGUGGCUCCCGCUCCGAUUUCGGCGACGACGUGCCUCGAGAGUGGACACGUGCCCGGCGGAAAUCUGAAGCUCCCUUUCCAGCGCAAGAACGUUGUCACCGAGGAAGGACAAGAGAUGCCCUUGGGCGUCGUGCAUGGCUGGUGGACUUCGAGCAAGCUGCUCAGCCACAUCUUCAAGAUCAUCGCGGAGGAGGCAGUCGGCUACAACGUCACGAUCGCAGCGAGUACGUUGGGCAACUCUGGUCAGUCGGUGUACGCCAUCGGAGGUUGCGAAGAUUUCGGCAGUGAUUGUUGGCAGAGUCUGAAAGCGCAGGACCCUGAUGGCAAGAUCCUCUCGCGGAAUCAUUUUGCCUUUGAGAUUUGGGAGAACUAUUUCCGUCAACAGAUGGACGUAUGGACCAGCAACUAUCCAGAGAAGGCGCCCGAGGAGAUCGGCACGGUGGGCUAUUACGGCGACGAGGGGGUCUUCAUCAAUCCGAUCUCCAACAAUGCUGGUCUCAGACAGGACAAGCUGAUCCUCGACUGGUACCGCGGCUAUAACACGUCUGAGUUCAGCGCCGAGGCAUUGAGUAGACACUUCACAAAGCUUAGUGAUCUAGGUCGUCUGCUGCCCAAUUUCACCAAUCAUUCUUCCUACUUCUUCACGUGCGAUGAGCUGAGGCUGACGGAGAUGCCUUACCGCGUGAACCCGAUCCUCAGGGACUACCACGUCCAGUUCCCCAACGACACGACGGUGAGCUACAACGAGAGCACGCAGACCGGAGAGUGGCAAUGCGACUACGAGGGCAUUUGGUGGUUGUCCCCUGCCUGCCGCGAGGAUCCAGACACGUGCAUCCCUAUCAUCACGAUGGAGUUCUGGGGGAACGCCAUCCUACACCAGGCAUCAUACUUCCACAUGCCCAUCGCGCUCGCGAGCAUUAGAUCUUACGGAGACUGGACGAGCAUCAUCGCAUCGCAGAUUCCGCUGACGUACUGGUGGUACCCAGACGAUCUGUUCAUCAAGAGCGAUCUCAAGAUAAUAGCUUUCCCGCCCUACAACAAGGAGCAGUACGAGAUCCAGGGGCUCCAGGUCUCUCAGCUGCAGGCCAUCCCGCUGAGGAAGCUGAUGGCCCGGGGCUUUGGCAGCGUUGCUGGCGACGCCGCGCUCGUGGCCAAGGAGUUGUGGGUUCCCGAGAGCAACAUUAUUGCGAUGAUGAAGAGCACCACCGAUGGCGCGACCGUCGAGGACAUGGCCUGCGAUUGGGUGCGUGCGAACACAGAGCUGUGGCACCAGUGGCUGCCAGGACAGCUCGUGUGCAAUCCAGGUCAGGGUCUCGUAAACAAGGACGGCGAGUUCCUGUCGUCGAGCCUGAACGCGGAUAGUUGCGGCUGGUGCGAGCCAGGGACUUACAGUGCCUUCUGGAACGGAACCGAGCAGACAAUCUGCUCCUCCUGCCCGGCUGGCUCAUUCCAGAAGUCUCCCGGUCAGACCGCAUGCGAGCCGUGUUCGUCUGGAAAGUUCACAGACUCCCAGGGCAACACCGCGUGCACGGAUUGUGCGGUGGCCACUUACGCCGAAGGCAGCGGCAACACGAAUUGCACGAGUUGCCUUGCGCACGAGAGCACCAUGGUCCGUGCCGCCGAGACCUCGUGGGACUGCGUUUGUGACGCGGGUUACUACCGUGCGGCGGGCCACUCGGAGUCGUCCGGCGCAAGGACCGACUGCAAGGCGUGCCCGGCGGGCAUGGAAUGUGAGAAGGGCAACGAUGCGCCGAUGGUCAGUGCCGGCUUCUGGGUCAGCGAACAGAAUGGGAUCGACAGGGAGUACUCCGUCUACCGGUGCCAGAACGACCUGGAGUGCCCGGGAGGAGAAGCCGGCACGUGCGCGGCCGGGCGCGAUCCUUCUGUCAUCGGCUGCGCCUCUUGCAGGCCCGCCUAUCACAGGGCGUCGAAGGGCGAAUGCACGAAGUGCGAAGGAAGCGCUUGGUUGCCCCUCCUCGGGGCCAGUUUCCUGGUCGUAUGUGGGCUUUCUGCGGUGGCGUUCUUCGCAAGGGUGGACGUGACCAAGAUCAGGAUGAAUACCGUCUCUGUUGCCAUCUGCAUGAGCCAGACGGUGAUGAUUGUCCAGACGAUGUCUUUAUUUUUCACGAUGAAGAUCGACUGGGUCGAACCGAUGAGGAGCAUGCUGAGUACUUUCUCGAUCGCGGCCUUCAAUUACUCGGCGCUGAACCUCUCGUGUGGGGUCUCUGACUCGGACUCGGUGGCAAAAUAUGUUCUUCAGCUGCUGUCCUUCCCUCUGGGCUUGUCGCUGCUGUGCGCGAUAUUCGCCAUCAUGCACUUCGCGCUCGGGAAGCCCAUCAGCAAGGACCACGUCAUCAACUCCGUCGGCGUGCUCACCCUCGUGCUGUUCCUCAUGCUCAACAUGACCGCCCUGAAGCCGUUCCACUGCGUCAGCAGCCCCAACGGAACAUCCUCACUGUCAUCCAACCCUUCCAUCAUCUGCUACGUUGACUCUGAGUGGGUUGCCAUGGCCGUCAUGGGCACCAUCGCUGUGCUCGUAUACGGAGUCGGUUUCUUCUCGAUCGUUCUGUACAUUACCAUCAGUUACCCCGCCCUGGCGCUAUCUGCGCGCGGCUCGAUCAUCAUGUCCAGGUACCGAUUCAUGUUCCAGCGUUUCACUGCCAAGUGCUUCUACUUCACCCCUAUCUACCUGAUGCGUACACUGUUCAUCGCGCUGAUCCCAGUGAUCUUUGCCGACUACGGCCACCGACAGAUGAUCUUCCUGGUUCUCACGAUGGUGGUGUUCGGUAAGAUUCACGCGACGUAUCAGCCUUGGAGGGGCGCGAUCCCGAACAUGUUGGACGUAUGGGUGAUGGGGUGCAUGAUCCUCCUGCUCACCUGCUCCUCGCUACUGAUCAAGGUCGACGGGGACGAGAUGGUGGCGGACCUCGAGGUCUUCUUCACCAUCAUCAUGGUCUUCGUAUUCGGCGCGGUCGGCAUCUUUUUGGCCUUCCUUGCGUACCGCCGGUUUGUGCCGAAGGACCGGUGGACGGCGUUCCUGUGCCACAUCCCAGACACCGCCAUGACGGCCCGUUGGGUCAAGAUAGACAUGCAAAAGAGGAUCGGUGACAAGAAGGGUAUCUUCUUGGCCGCGGACAACCUCGACUGGAACCUGGAGGACAUCUUCGACUUGAUGCGCUGCCAGCUGGCAGUCCUGGCCGCCCAAACGGGGCAGGAGCACUGCUGUCGGAGGAUCGCGCCGCAUCGCUGCCUACGUCGCCGACGCAUUGGCGAUGACGUGCGACCCCCUUACAUUUCGGGCGCUGAAGUAAGACCCGCUUGUCGCCCAGGAGGGGCUCGGGCUUCGGGCCGUUCCUUCCAUGAUAUGUCGGGGGACCUGCCUGUGGCCCAGGCCCGCCGAGGCCGGGAAAAAGCCUUCUCGCUCUUCGGUGUGCGCUGCUUCUCUGGUGGUGCGGUGCCUGCACUCCGCCUCUGCCCUGGCCUCCUUCGGGCGCCACCGCCGCCUCCAGGCAGACAACGUCGUGGUCCUCCUCUCGGGCGGCACCCUCUCCAGCCCGCAGUGCGCCGGGCAGGUCACCACCGCCCACACGAACGGCGUGCGGCUUGUGCCGGUCGCCCUGGACUCCUACACCGAGCUGUGCGACGCCGACCUCGACGAGGCGGCCAUCGCGACGCGCUGGUCCGCGGAGGCGUUCCGGCGCUGCACCGCCGAGGGCAUCUCGCUGGCCAUGGUGAAGGACGCCUACUCCUACCUGCGCGGCGCCUCCAAGAUCUCCUGCCGUGUGGUGGCGAACCGCUUGGCCAGCAGCCACGGUGCGUCCCUGCAGGCCAUAGCCAUGGUGUCCAGCACCUGUGGAGCAGGCAAGGCGGCGGACGGCCCCGAGGACGACGACGGGGAGUACGACGUGGGCGUCGUGGCGGACGUCUGCGACUCGGAGGCCAUUGCGGCGGCGGAGGUGCUGAAGAGCAUGGUCGGCGCGAUCAAGGGCUGGAAGCUCAAGGGUUUGAUGCAGGACUCCGAGGUGCGCCAGGCUCGAGCGCCCUCCCAGCUGCUGGUGGUCGUCCUCACCCGCGGGUGCCUGGGCUCCGAGUCGUUCGUGCAGACCGCGGCCGCGGCGCUGCAAGCCUGGCCGUCAGCGCCGAUGCUCGCCGCGAGGGCCGAGGACUUCAGCUUCCCCACGGUGGACACGAUGCAGAAAGUGCUAACCCCGCAGAUCGCCAGGGGCGCCGAGAUCCCAGAGGCCCACGUGUCGUCGAGCUACGCUGCGCUGCUCGCCAGCCCCAGUGUCUCCUUCGUCGCGAACGCUCGCAUGUCGUCCCUCGAGAAGCAGGUCGGCUACCUCGUCGAAUGUGCUGCGGAGGUCGUAACGGGCGUGAGGGGUCCGUCGAUCACCAGCUGCGCCGAAGAGGUCGUCAAGGACGUGGAGGUGGCGCCCCCCGUUGAGCCCCCCGAGUCGAAUGGUCCGGAAAACACAGCGGUGAGUAAUGUGUAAUACGCUUCGUGAGUUCAGCCUGGUCUCUCUCUCUCUCUCUCUUUUCUACCUCUCUCUCUCUCUCGGUCAAUAUGUUUCGGCAUCGACUGGUUCAUCUCUACGGAUAGGCAUGUCGGCGCAGUCCCGUAUUAUUAGAAGCUGCUGAUACGGACUGCACCAACCAGAAGCCCCUCUGCUGUACUAUGUACGGCUUCUAAGGGCCUUUGCCAGACGAUGUCUAGCCUCGCAGAUCUCGUCCCGGUGAGUCCAUGUUUCGAACAUGAGCCCAGUGUCUCCAAGGCUGGUGCAGGAUCCACGUCUUUUUUUCUCCCACGGUUCCCCUUUUUAGGCGAUGCAGCAUUUUCCCCGCGGCUGCUGCCUGGGUGUUCCCGAAUGUCAUCUCCGUUCCCAUGCCGAAUAUAGGCUUUUUCAGUUCAUAAGCACAAAAUCCUUUACCGUCUGUACAUAUGCAAAGGACACAUAGGGUAUGAGCCCAACUCGAGCAUAGUGGGAGUGCUCCCGAAUGCUCCCAAAUGAUGCCGGGCGCGUCUGAGUUACGACAAGGCAGCGAACGCAACGUCCGAGGUUGCCCUCCAGACCGCGCUCACUUCCGCCCGUGCAAAGGACAAUCAGGAGAAGAGGAAAUACCGCUUCCCCGCACGCGCACAAGUGUACCCUGUCGUA
Prorocentrum cordatum is the source of this 5386-nucleotide messenger RNA. Lineage: Eukaryota; Dinophyceae; Prorocentrales; Prorocentraceae. The record is from the annotation of a GenBank genome assembly.